This is a messenger RNA of Gadus macrocephalus (Pacific cod), 1061 nucleotides long. RefSeq lists its product as uncharacterized. The record is from RefSeq and is a predicted model, not a curated record. The transcript is spliced from 6 exons. Lineage: Eukaryota; Metazoa; Chordata; Actinopteri; Gadiformes; Gadidae. The coding region runs from base 78 to 1001 and encodes 307 amino acids.
GAGGAGCCUCAUUGAAGGAAGAGUUCCAGAAGGAGAAAUACAAAAGCAGACGUCGUCGAACCUCUCAAGAGUGCCUGAUGGCCCACCAGCAGUUAGCAAACCGACUGAAUAACAGUGGUUACAAAAACUGGCUGAAAGCGGGCCAGUGUCUUCUUGUCCUGGCGGGAGGUAUAGCACCUUACAUAGAGCAUGAGAUCAGGUCUUUCCACGAAUAUGUACUCAAUCAAAACACUCAGCUACAGCGCCGUUGUCACAGUGGUUGCAGCUCCAAAGGCAAGUUAUCGUUUCUGUGUCCCCUCUGCUCGGAGUGGUCGAAGGUGAUCCUACGUUACCACAGACAGCCUAACGUCAGCACAGUGAACUGGGAUAACUGCAGUCCAGCGCUGUGGAGUCAGGACCACUGGGAGCUGGCCAAGGCCUACAUGCCAAAGGGGGCCUACAAGAAGAGUGCGUUGCACCAGUGUGACGCCUCGGCUCUGCUCAACCUCCUCAACUUCUGUAACUGGUUCAGCGUGGACCCCCAGUUGGUCCGAGAGGUGAUCUGCUGCCGGAACGAGCUGAUGCACUCCAGCGAGAUGUGCAUGGACGAAGGCUGGAUGAAACGGUACCACGGCGCUCUGUUGAGGCUGCUGCGCCACCUCCACCACCAGGUGGUGCCACUGGACGAGGCUGUGCAGCAGAUAGAGGAGAUCUUUACAGUAGACUGGUCAACAUGCAUCACUGGUUCAGACCAAAUGGAUGGUGCAGACGACGAUAAUGGUUUGCAGGUGGACUCUGUAAGCCAAUCGGACACCAUGGCUCUGUCCGUAAGCCAAUUGGAAGCUGAGCUGUUGGGAGAGAGGCUGCGGGAGCUUCUGCAAGACACAGAAACCCAGGAUGCUGAGUGUUUGCUGAGACUGAGGGAAUUCCUCCAGGCCAACACAGAUCUGAGAGAGCGUUUCUCUGAGGAGCUUCAACAGGAACAGUUCCGCCCACAGGAAGCAGCAGCAAUGUCGUCGUGACCCAGCGAUCAUGAUUUUAUUAAAUUGUCCAAUAAGCAAUAAUAAAAAAUUUCAAGACCA